Musa acuminata subsp. malaccensis (wild Malaysian banana) is the source of this 1630-nucleotide messenger RNA. Its product is annotated as aspartate carbamoyltransferase, chloroplastic. The record is from RefSeq and is a predicted model, not a curated record. Gene Ontology annotation, biological process: 'de novo' pyrimidine nucleobase biosynthetic process; amino acid metabolic process. Gene Ontology annotation, molecular function: aspartate carbamoyltransferase activity; amino acid binding. NCBI's taxonomy places the organism in Eukaryota, Viridiplantae, Streptophyta, Magnoliopsida, Zingiberales, Musaceae.
UUCCCUAACAGCAACCAAUCACCAGUAGCCAUCCCCGCCUUCCGCCCUCCCUAAACCCUCCUCCCCAAUCCCACCACUCUGCUAUCCCUAGCGCGCCGCUGAUCCCUCCGGCCGUUCUGCCGCCCGCUCUCCCUCAGCUUCUUACCGCAACCGCUGCCGCGGCUGCUGCCCCACUGGCACCUCUCGUUUGUUCCGGUGCAAUGGCUUCCUCCACUCUGUCGGCUCCCGUCAUGCAGAAAGGCAUCCAUGGUUGGAAUCCAUGUGCAAGGAUUUCGAGCAAUGCUCGCGUGAAUUCCCAUCGAACACUUAAUUGCCCUCUUUCGAUGAGCACCGUCAGAAAACCACUCUUUUUCCGAGCACAUCCUGCUUCCAUUAAUCCACCACAUGUCAGCGCCAGUCAGCGCUAUUCGCUCGAUACCAAAAAGUUUCCUGUUUCAUGUGCCGGCAAGUUUCAACUCGAUGAUGUCAUUGAAUCUCAACAAUUUGAUACGGAUAUUCUGAAUGGAAUAUUUGAGGUAGCCUUUGAGAUGGAAAAAAUUGAGAAGAAUUCACCGGGGAGCAAUAUACUGAAAGGAUAUCUCAUGGCUACUCUAUUUUACGAACCAUCGACUCGGACUAGACUUUCGUUUGAGUCUGCCAUGAAAAGAUUAGGUGGAGAAGUUUUGACUACGGAAAAUGCACGAGAAUUUUCUUCCGCCGCAAAAGGAGAAACUCUUGAAGAUACUAUAAGGACAGUUGAAGGUUACUCAGAUAUAAUUAUUCUGAGACACUUUGAAGGUGGAGCUGCUAAGCGGGCAGCUUCUACAGCCACUAUUCCUGUAAUAAAUGCUGGGGAUGGUCCAGGUCAGCAUCCAACACAGGCUUUAUUGGAUGUGUACACCAUCAAAAGAGAAAUAGGUAGACUAGAUGGAAUAUCACUUGGUUUGGUCGGCGAUCUUGCGAAUGGAAGGACCGUUAGAUCACUGGCAUAUUUGAUAGCCAAGUAUAAAAAAGUAAAGAUCUACUUUGUUGCACCAGAUGUUGUGAAGAUGAAGGAUGAUAUCAAAGACUACUUGACAUCCAUGGGUGUUGAAUGGGAAGAAAGCUCAGAUCUACUGGAAGUUGCUUCAAAGUGCGAUGUUGUUUAUCAAACUCGCAUUCAGAAAGAAAGAUUUGGUGAGAGGAUAGACCUUUAUGAAGCAGCUCGUGGUAAGUACAUAGUGGACAAAAAGGUGUUAGAUGUGCUUCCAAAGCAUGCCGUUAUCAUGCAUCCUCUCCCAAGACUCGAUGAGAUAACUGUGGAUGUUGAUGGUGAUCCUAGAGCUGCAUAUUUCAGACAAGCCAAGAAUGGCCUCUACAUUCGAAUGGCUCUAUUGAAGCUGCUGCUGCUUGGCUGGUGAAUGUUGAGAAACACUUUUCCAAGGGAAUUUGAUGGAGUAUUUUGACGUCUAAUAAUUGGUUGGUUGUUCUACUUACGAAAACAUGUAACAUGUUUCCACCCUACUUGUGCAACCAUAUAUUUUAGAAGCCAUAAUGUCCUAAUUAUUUGGUGAAUGUUACCACCAUAAUCGACAAAAACCCAUAAUUUGGAUUCUUUUGUCAUUAACAGUUCUUGUUAAAUCAAGAGUUUUUAAAAUUAUUUUUAGUAAAA